UUUUGCUUUAGUGACUUUUUUUGGAUUUUGUUGGUGGUGAAAACUGAUUUUUGUCAGAAAACUUACUUACUGCACAUAUUAAACAAGGAAAAAAAAUAUUUAAAGCAAUGAAAAUAUCAUUAGAAUUAGAAAGCCACGCCUCUCCUGCCAUAAAGCCACGCCUCUCCUGCCAUAAAGCCACGCCUCUCCUGUCAGAGAGCCACACCUCCAGGCGUCCAGGGAGUGAAAGCUGCUUCUUGCUGAUGAAACAGUCACACAGCUUUACGUUCACACUGGAUUUUCUUUGAGGCACGAUGUUUCCCAGGCUGUUGUCUGUCAACACUAACGUUUUCAAAUGUUUGCAGUCUCUUCAAAGCUGUGCAGCAGCAGCACGAGGGUUUGGCUCUGCUUCUCUUGAUUCGGUGGCUUUAAAAGGGCGCAGCUGUCUGACCCUGAAAGACUUCAGCUCAGAUGAAAUCAAGCGGCUGCUGUGGGUGUCAGCAGACCUCAAGCAUCGCAUCAAGCAUGAAAAACAGUAUCUGCCUCUUCUGCAAGGAAAGUCGAUUGCUAUGAUAUUUGAGAAGAGGAGCACCAGAACAAGAAUGUCCACAGAAACAGGUUUUGCUUUGCUUGGUGGACAUCCCUGCUUCCUCACCUCACAGGACAUCCAUCUGGGAGUGAAUGAAAGCUGCACAGACACAGCUAGGGUGCUCUCAGGACUCUGUGAUAUUGUCUUGGCCAGAGUGUACAGCCACUUGACACUGGAGGAGCUGGAAAAGGAGGCUUCCAUCCCCAUCAUCAACGGUCUGUCUGACCUCUAUCACCCCAUCCAGAUUCUGGCUGACUUCCUCACUUUACAAGAGCAUUAUGGAUCUCUGACUGGACUGACAGUGAGCUGGAUUGGAGAUGGGAACAAUGUCCUCCACUCCUUUAUGAUGACUGCAGCCAAACUGGGAGUUCAUCUCAGGAUUGCUACGCCAAAGGGGUACGAGCCAGAACAGAGUAUUAUUCAUGAGGCACAAAAACUCUCCAAGCAGCAUGGGACCCAGCUUGUUCUGACCUCUGAUCCAAUGGAGGCCGCCCACGGCAGCAACGUUUUGGUCACUGAUACCUGGGUCAGCAUGGGACAGGAAGACGAGAAGAAAAAGAGGCUCGAAGACUUCAAAGGUUACCAGAUUACUAUGCAGACUGGAAGCGUGGCCAAACCAGACUGGACCUUCCUGCACUGUCUCCCUCGGAAAAUGGAGGAGGUGGAUGAUCAGGUGUUCUACUCAUCCCGCUCCCUCGUCUUCCCUGAGGCUGAGAACAGGAAGUGGACCAUCAUGGGUCUAAUGGUUUCUCUUCUGACGGACUACGCUCCACAGAUGCCUGUGAUGAAGUUUUAACUUCAGGUGUUUAAAACACUCAGUGUCAUCCAUCCAGAUUAAAGUGCACUUACCCAAAAUGUUUGUUGAUGAGCUCCAACAAAACCUGUCCAGGUAGAAGGCCACAAGCAGAUUUAUAGAAGGGGGAACAGGACUGUAGUGGUCCAGUAUAGAGGGCUGUUUGUGGGUUUUUAAGGCUGAUAAUGAUUAUUAGUGAGAUAUUCAUUUGCAGUAAAUGAAAGUAUUUAAAAUCUUGGAGUUAAACUUGGAAGAACACAAACUAACAGAAAACUUUGUUUUUGUAUCAACAAAAUCUUGUAAAAUUUUGUAUUUUAUUGGUGACGUAUGACCAAUCAAAUCCGUCCAGAAGACAGAGCGACCACAGCCAGAUAAAGGAUCAGAGCCAAAGUAGCGCCUUUUUAAAUCAGAUACUGAUAAUCAGAAAAUGGGCUGCAUUUAUCACUAUCAUUGCAUACUAACUCUUGAUAUACGUCGUCGUACGGUGCUUUGGACAAAAGCGUCUGCUAAAUGAAAUUGUAGAAUAUAGCACGCUGUGAUAGAAUGGUCAGCUAUGAACAGAGCAGUGUAGGACCGUUUGUUUCAAGCUAAUCAUUGACCAUCUGAGACAUGGCCUUCCAUGAUAGAUUUUACUUGUCCUCAUCAAAGAGUGAAACCUGAAAUGUUUGGAGGGCAAAUCCACAAUUCUUCUUGUGUACAAAUAGCCUCAUAAAUACGUUUUCUACAACAGAUUUGACAAACAUUUUUGAUACAGAUGAAGGCCUGUGAUCACUUACAGUCAGAGAACCCCUCUAUAAUUAUAUAGAGGGGUUCUCUGACCAGGAAUAACUACAGAAAACACUGUAAUGUUCAGGUCACAACAAAAAAAUCUAAACCUAUCCUUUAAAAUAUUUUACAGAUGUUGAACUAAUGAAACUCUGUAAGGAAAUUGAAAAGGUUUCAUUUGAUUCAUGUUUUGAUGUAGCAACUAGCACAUCUAGACAAAAAAUAACAGCAGUUAUAGUUGAUGAGGUUUACAUUCAACUUGAAGCACCAUCUUCAAAACUUCAGUUGUUUCCCUGCAGUGGACAGAAAUGUCUUUAAUGCUUAGAAGAGAAAUGCUUUCAGAACAACAGUAAUCGUUUCCAAAUGAGGUUAUUUUUCUUUUUUUAAAAAAGAGAAAUGUGACAAAGUAAAGCUCCAAACCCU
This is a messenger RNA of Acanthochromis polyacanthus (spiny chromis), 2549 nucleotides long. It is a transcript of the gene otc, whose product is annotated as ornithine transcarbamylase. Gene Ontology annotation, biological process: L-citrulline biosynthetic process. The record is from RefSeq and is a predicted model, not a curated record. Gene Ontology annotation, molecular function: amino acid binding; ornithine carbamoyltransferase activity. The transcript has 10 exons. Lineage: Eukaryota; Metazoa; Chordata; Actinopteri; Pomacentridae. Gene Ontology annotation, cellular component: mitochondrion. The coding region runs from base 294 to 1364 and encodes 356 amino acids.